Messenger RNA from Rana temporaria (common frog), 1313 nucleotides. It is a transcript of the gene CAPZB, whose product is annotated as capping actin protein of muscle Z-line subunit beta. The record is from RefSeq and is a predicted model, not a curated record. Gene Ontology annotation, molecular function: actin filament binding. Gene Ontology annotation, biological process: cell morphogenesis; regulation of lamellipodium assembly; barbed-end actin filament capping. Lineage: Eukaryota; Metazoa; Chordata; Amphibia; Anura; Ranidae. Gene Ontology annotation, cellular component: F-actin capping protein complex; cytoplasm.
GUCACCGUGGAGCAAUAAGUACGACCCGCCCCUGGAAGAUGGAGCCAUGCCGUCCGCUCGUCUACGCAAGCUGGAGGUCGAAGCCAACAAUGCCUUCGAUCAAUACCGAGACCUGUAUUUUGAAGGAGGCGUGUCCUCGGUGUACCUCUGGGAUCUGGACCACGGAUUCGCUGGUGUGAUCCUCAUUAAGAAAGCUGGAGACGGCUCCAAGAAGAUCAAAGGCUGCUGGGACUCCAUCCACGUGGUGGAAGUACAGGAGAAGUCCAGCGGCCGCACUGCCCAUUACAAACUGACCUCCACUGUGAUGUUGUGGCUGCAGACCAACAAGACCGGGUCUGGCACUAUGAACCUCGGGGGAAGCCUCACCCGACAGAUGGAGAAAGAUGAAACUGUGAGCGACUCUUCCCCGCACAUAGCAAAUAUCGGACGGUUGGUAGAGGACAUGGAGAACAAAAUCAGGAGCACCCUGAACGAGAUCUACUUCGGAAAAACCAAGGACAUAGUCAACGGCUUGAGGUCCGUUCAGACGUUUGCAGACAAGUCAAAACAGGAGGCUUUGAAGAACGACUUAGUGGAGGCUUUGAAGAGAAAACAGCAAAGUUAAAUGUCUCCCCCCUCCCCCGCACCCUUUUUUCAUUUCUUACAAAAUCGUCAAACCCCACCCCCCACCCUUCCCCCGGUCCGUCAUUUUUUUUUUUCUUUUUUUUUUUACUCGUCAAGUCUGCAGCCCCCCAUACAUAGCCAAUUUAGCGCAGUCCACUCCUGUUAAAUAAAGUUGUAUGAAUCUUUAAAAUAAAAAAGUCUAAGGGGGAGGUCUUUUACUGCAGCGUCACCCCCCCCCCUCCCUGACCUCACAUUUUGUGCUAACCCCCGCCCCCCUUCUUGCAGACAGGCCCCUCCCCUGCGGAAUCUUCAUUUAUAACAGGAUUGGCCGACUUUCUGGCCUGCCGGCAGACUGCCAGGGCAUGCUGGGACUUGUUAGUUCAUCGCUUUGUGGCAGGCCGCUAGUUGUCCGCGCCUUCUGUAUACUGCACAUACGUUUAACCCCCAGAGCGCCGGAACCCCCGCUACCUUUUUUUUUUUUUUUUUAAAGAUGGCUGACUUUUUGAAUGGCGGAAGUGAAGACUCGAUCACUGGAAGAACGGCUCCCUCUGUCCCGUCUUUAUCUUUUAUGAUUUGUUUUUCCUGGUGACACUCUGGGAACAGCUUUAGUUUAUUUUUUCUUUGUUUUGUUAUAUAUAUUUUUUUGUAAAGCUUUAAGUCUUCUUUAAGAGCCUUCCUAUACUAACAAUAAAAUGAUUGGAAAUACCUGG